GUCGUCAUGGUAACAGCUUCAAAGUGUUUGAUGAAGUGUGGAUCGAUUUUCGAUUCUGUUUUCAGUGGAUCGUUUUUGUGGCCUAUAACAGCUGAGUGUGACUCAGACCGUUAGAGGAACUCGUGCGUGUUAACGUGUUAAAGGUUGAAACUGUUUAGUCACUACAGGGAGUUCCUCUGCACCUUUAAGAAAAAGCUAAAGACCCAGCUCUUUCAUGAAUACCUACUAACUUAAUGAUGAUGGUCUCCAUAUUAUUGAUGAUGAUGAUGGUAAUGACGAUGGUUUUUGUUUGAUAACGACGACUUAUAAGAUGGUUUCUAUACUGAUUAGAGCUCUCAAGAACUGCCCUCAAUGUUGUGCUUUGCCUCUGGUCACUUCCUGUCAGCACCUGUGUGUCCAAUCAGACUCAAAGCUAAUCGUUUGCUCUUACUGACAUUGUUCCCUUUUUUCUAGAUCCUUGCUUGUGUUGUUCUUACUCUCUGAUGUACGUCGCUUUGGAUAAAAGAGUCUGAUAAGUGAAGUGUAGAAAUAUUUACUCACUUUGAUGUCAUAACUCUCCGUUAUUAAGAUUAUUAUUUUAUUUAUCUUAAUUCAGUUUUUUUCUCUGCUUUUGUCACUUUUACAAGAAGGAGUGAGACUCAAACUAUUACUGCUAACUGUUGAGUAGUACCGUGUGUGUGUGUUUGUGUGUGUGUGUGUGUGUGUGUGUGUGUGUGUGUGUGUUUGUGUGUGUGUGUGUCUGUGUGUGUGUGUGUGUGUGUGUGUGUGUGUGUGUGUGUGUGUGUGUGUGUGUGUGUGUGUGUGUGUGUGUGUGUGUGUGUGUGUGUGUGUGUGUGUUUUAGCGGGAUGGGGGGAGCUUUCUCCUCUUACAUCACCGCCCUGUUGGAUACUUGUCUGCAGCCUGACUCUCCAGUCUCUCUGCAGGAGGAGAGGAGGCAACAUGUGGACAGAGAGGCGCGCAGAGCUGACUCACCGGGUGACCGGGGAGGCUCGCGGCUGAGUCUGUCUCUUCUCCAGCAGGGUCCCGGGUCAUGGACUGGAACCCCCUCUCCUGCUCCCCCCUCCCUCUCUCUCUCUCUCUCUCUCUCUCUCUCUCUCUCUCUCUCUCUGAUGAGCCAGCAGCAGUCUGAAAGUUGUUGAAGACUUUUGGAGCGGUGUGUCUGUGCGCGCUCAGCCCACACUCGAUCCCCUUCAGUGAGACUCUCGGAGGGACACCUGGGCGUGUGUGUGUGUGUGUGUGUGUGUGUGUGUGUGUGUGUGUGUUUCUUCACGGAGGAUUAUCUCUGAUUCUUGUCUCACCUGGAGCUCUGCUGAGGACAUGGAGAACUCGUGUUAUUUCCUGGCCGUGUUACUGCUCGUGCUCUCCGUGGGCUUCAGGAUCGAGGAGGGAAUGUGCCAGCACUACUUUCUCCUGCGGCCCAUCCCCAGCGACACUCUGCCCAUAGUGGACCUAAAGGAGGACCCGGACCCGGUGCUGGACCCCCGGGAGAAGGACCUGAACGAGACGGAGCUCAGGAGCGCCCUGGGCAGCCACUUCGACCCGCACUUCAUGUCCGUGAACGCACCGGAGAGGUUCAUGUCCCUGAACGCACCGGAGAGGUCCGAGGAGCUGAGCGAGGCGGACCCGCGGCUGAAGCUCUCCGGAGCCAUGCCCAAAGAGAUCCGGGCCAUGGAGUUCGAGGUGCAGCACGGAAAGAAGCAGAAACCGAGUAAAAAGCUGCGCAGAAGGCUGCAGCUGUGGCUGUGGUCGUACGCACUGUGCCCGGUUGUUUACGCGUGGAACGACCUGGGCAGCCGGUUCUGGCCGCGCUACGUGAAGGUGGGGAGCUGCUACAAUAAGCGGUCUUGUUCGCUCCCUGAAGGGAUGGUCUGCAAACCUGCCAAAUCCACUCAUUUUACGAUCCUGCGAUGGCGCUGCCUGCAGAAAAAGGGGGGUCUGAAGUGUGACUGGAUACAUGUUCAGUACCCCAUUAUAUCAGAGUGCAAGUGCUCCUGCCCCAACUGAGACUCUGCUGCUGCACAGGACCAGACUCAGGACUGUUUUAUGAGUAGUUUUAAACCCGAGCAGCAACACUUCACAAACUGUCGAGCAUUUUGAGUGGAGGAAAAGCUGGUUUUCUCUAAACCAAGGGGAGAAAUGUCACAUCAGAACAGCUUUAAUAAAACAAAUCUGUAGAAUAACCGCGUGGAAAAGAUUUAAAUGCUGAACACGAGUCUUUCUUUGCAGUGCACUGUCCAGUGUCAGAAUGUAUAUUUGCUGUACAUGUUUUUAUAUUUUAUGACAGAACUUUGUAUAAAAGCUCAGUAUUAUUAAUCUAAUCAAAUCUACUGUUUUUUUAUAUUCUGAUUGUAUUUGUUUAUAUUUAUAAUGAAGAAUCCAAAUGUUCGUUUCGAGAACUUUUUAAAGAAUUUAUGGACAAACAUCUGAAACGUUGUGACAUCAGCUGUUGAUGGUGUUUUUAAAAUGAUUAACAGCACAAAUAAGACAUCGGGGAUAAAAAUCAUAAAAAACAAUCAGGGGUCGUUUUUUAUUAUCGUCAUGGAAACGUUUUUAAGAUGCUGUAAAAUAAAAAAAAUUAACAUUUGGUCUCAAACAUGA
This is a messenger RNA of Labrus mixtus (cuckoo wrasse), 2599 nucleotides long. RefSeq names its product noggin 3 (gene nog3). The record is from RefSeq and is a predicted model, not a curated record. Gene Ontology annotation, biological process: negative regulation of cell differentiation; negative regulation of BMP signaling pathway; dorsal/ventral pattern formation. The transcript has a single exon. Lineage: Eukaryota; Metazoa; Chordata; Actinopteri; Labriformes; Labridae. The coding region runs from base 1319 to 2005 and encodes 228 amino acids.